Molecule: messenger RNA, 10916 nt
Organism: Xyrichtys novacula (pearly razorfish)
Lineage: Eukaryota; Metazoa; Chordata; Actinopteri; Labriformes; Labridae
Source: the annotation of a GenBank genome assembly
AUGGAUUUCUCUAAGUUCUUAGACGAUGACUUUGAUGUGAAGGACUGGGUGAAUGGAGCCUUUAAGGUGGUGCAGAAGGACGCGCCGGGGAAGGCGGAUACACAUGCAGCUACACUUGUGAUGAAGCUCCAGCUGUUCAUCCAGGAGGUCAACAAUGCCAUCGAAGGUGAGUGGAUAAACGCAAAAAAACACCCAUGUGUUAUUCCGAUUUCGGCUGACGAUGUGUCAAUGUCUUUUCGUUUAUGUUUUAAUGACCUAGGCAGCUAGGGCUGGGUGAUAUGGGAAAAAAAGUUUAUCACUAUACAUUCGUUUCAUAUUAAUCGAUACCGAUAUAUAUAAAACGAUGUAAAAAAAAUGAAAUGUAACAGUGCUCAUUGGUAGCAUGUAUUUUGCAAUAUGUUAAGCUACUGCAUCUGUGAGGACUCUGUGAGACUCUGUGUCUCUUUGGUGUUUUGUCGUAAGACGUUGCGUUGAGAAGGUGGACUUGAUGGUCGGCUGUUUCGGUUGCACAGGUGCCAUGGGCUCUUUACUCUGCUCAGGGUUUGUAACCUUUGCGUGUGCUCUGCCGCGUGGCACCGCUUCGGGUGGUGAAAAAGAUUUAGGUGGUCCUUACACGAGUACGAAUUUGUAAGACACCGGUAAAAUAAAUGAUGGAUCUGGUGAUAUUGACACACGGAGACACGUAUUUGUCCAUGACUCCGCAUCUUUUUUGAAUACGGGUCUGCAGGUGGAUAUCUCAGAUAUCCACCUGCAGACCAACAGCAUGAAGACAAAUACCCAGAUUCUGGGUAUUUGUCUUCAUGCUGUAGUUGGUAUAAAUAGAUACGUCUAGAAAAGAUGGUGACCUCAUAGCACCCCUCCUCCUCCUCGCCCCCCAACCCACUUUGUCACACACACAGCAACAACAACAAUGGUGGUAGCUGGGGUGAUUUUGUUCUUGUUCCAGCAACUACAAAUAUGGAUGGACAGGAAGGAAGUCGACCUUGUAUGCGCAUUCGCAUUCUCUGGUUUUGGUGCUUUGUGGCAAUUUCACAGUGUCACCUUUAGGCUGGGCGUAUGUACUACAGGAUUUUGCAUUGUCAUGCUGUGCUGUCAACAAUUUCUUCAUAUGUUGAACCUUCAUCGUUAUUUCCGCUGGGGGUAGCGCUCAUUUUCUUUUUUAUUUCACCAACAGUGCUGUCAGCUUCACGUGUUAAAGUGCUAUGGUUGUGUGUAGCUGCAGCCUGCUACUACGCAGUUGUUUACUUCGUUCUAAUUUAGAACAGCCUUUUCAUUGGCUGUAUAGUCUACCAAAACAUGAUGGAAUGCUGACUAUCGAAAAGGAUAUUGACCAUGUGUUAUAUAUUGAGGGAAAUUAAUUUUCAGUAUAUCGUUAUUGUUUUAUUGCCCAGCCCUACCUCCAACUGAACACACAGUUAACACUACCCUAUUAUUUCAUAAAACCUUUUUAAAGUUUUGUACAAACCACAUUAGGGCUGCACAGUACUGGAAAACCUGGCACUGGGACAACAGACACAAUAUCAUGGACACCUUGAUAUUUUCAUGCAGCCCAAUACAGCAGCUCUACCAUUAAUCACUUAUCAUUAACAUUGGAACUAGAGAAACUACUGAAAGCAGAAUGUAUGGGAGUGCUGUUGUAUUGGGUUGCAUUAGAUUGCUCAAGUGUUGUCUAUGUAUUUUUUUUGCAAUGUUUAUCGUGAUAUGAAAAAAUUUAGAAAAUCAAACUGUUAAAUUGGUGUGCGUUUAUGUAGACAUAUCAAUAAAUUGACAACUGUGUGGCUGAAAGUAGCUGUGAAAUAACAUUAUGAUACCAAUACGAGAUAUUAGCAUGUGUAGUAGAAUGAAUAUAACUCUCAGUUUCUGCCGGAUGCUGUCCUUUUGCAUAUGGCACAUGUCUGCGAAAUAUGCAUAUAAAUUCUAAAAUAAGUUCUGUCAUCUCUUAGUUAUCAGCACUUCUUCCGAGGUUAUUCCACAGCUGGCUAAAGCUUCAUAGAAAUGAAUGAAGAUGCUGUUAAAAAACUGAUUUGAUGUUUGUUGCAUAUGCAAAUCAACACACAGUCAUUGUGCAGCCCUAGCCUUCACUGUACUCCGGCAUUUAAGGUUUUUUGUUUAUAAUAUUGAACCUCCUUGGAAUUGUGCAGCCUCGAGAAAAAGGUUGUAGUUCUGAAGCAAGUGAAACUAUAUCGAGGGGCAUCUGCUUGGCUCAGCUGUGAAAUCCUCAAACACAGAAUCCAUAGAUUCAGCUCCAAGGCCAGACCCUACCUUUCUUCCCCUCUGUUCUUCUGUCUAGUAAAGGUUCCCCUGAUUCUGACGUGUCAAUGACAUGAUUGCAUAAAGAAAUAUGUUAUCAGAAAAAUGGUAAUGCUUAAUAAGGAAGUUCUUCAUGUAAGAUGAAUGUCAUCUUGGAGGUUCUGUGUUACAUAGAAAGGUGUUUCAGAAAGCUACAAUCAUUGAUUUGACUGAGCUACACUAAAAAAUGACUGAGGGGCUAGAAAGUAACAUUAACUCACCAAGGACGAAGUCACACCAGAUGUCUCGUAUAAUUUGCGUCAAAAGCCGUACCAAAUAGAGCUGCAUAUACCGACUGCUGGCAGUUCUUCUCUGGGUGAUACUUACUAGAUUUGAUAUAGUAUUUUAAAACUUCUUUUUUAUGUAUACAGAGACCAGUAACCAGGCACUCCAGAACAUGCCCAGAGUGCUGCGAGAUGUGGAAGCUCUAAAACAGGAGGCGUCUUUCCUCAAGGAGCAAAUGGUUCUGGUCAAAGAGGACAUUAAGAAGUUUGAGCAAGACACUGUGCAGUCUAUGCAGGUGUGUAUUUGCGCAUCAGUACUACAUACAUAGCACUUGCAAACUUCAGUGAUGUUUUAUGGGUAUUUUUGGACUUUUAAAUGGUGCGUCAUUCCUCUAGGUCCUUGUGGAGAUAGAUCAAGUGAAGGGCCGCAUGCAGCUAGCAGCUGAAGCUUUGCAGGAGGCGGACAAAUGGAGCACCCUGAGUGCAGACAUUGAGGAGACCUUCAAAACACAGGUAGUGAGGAAAAGAUGACACGACAGGAAUUCACUCAAGCUUUUACUCACAUUUUCCAGGCAGCUGAUGUGAACUGAUUUGAUUUAAGUGGGUAGUAAAGUAGUAAAAUUAAGAAUUUAUAAUCAGUCACUGUGUCGUAAAUGUUUCUUUUCUUUUUAAUCAUGAAAUCCCUGAUAGAAAUCUGGAUAUGCUCUCUUUUUUUUUCUCAAGGACCUCACUGUCAUAUCCUCCAAGCUGACCAGCAUGCAGAACAGUCUGGCUAUGCUGGUCGACACACCUGACUACUCUGAAAAGUGUGUCCAUCUAGAGGCUCUGAAAAACCGACUGGAGGCUCUGGCCAGCCCGCAAAUAGUGGCAACCUUCAAUUCUAUGUCUCUAGGUAUGAAUUCAAACAAACAUCUUUCAUUUUCUGUGGUUCACUCCCAAAGUACACAUGUUUAUCUCUGAUCACAUGCUUUUCUUUCCUCUGCAGACCAAGCCAAGGUGUUUGUUAAAGUCUUCACAGAGAUAGACAGGAUGCCACAGCUGCUUGCCUACUACUACAAAUGCCAUAAGGUGGGUGCUACAAGCCUUUACCAGACAGUGGUACCUUUUUAGCAGUGAAGCCUUUAAAAAUUUAUAUUUUCGUAUGAUUUCACAUGUGAGAUUUAGGCAUUUCCGCAGGUUAAAUGAAGAUUGCUUUUCUGUUUUGUACAUCUCCAGGGUCAGCUGGUUAGCAUGUGGCAGGAUCUCUCUCAGAGUGAGCUCAGCCUGAACCAGCAGCUGUCUGAAUUCUAUGACACCCUGCUGUCAACGUGGCACGCCCAGCUGCAGUGGAGCAGUCAGGUGACACUAAGUACACAGACAAAUGACAGGCUGCUCUUUAGUGGCAACUUCAAGCUAUGCUAACACUUUGUCUAUGAAACUGUCACCCUAAAAAGUAGUCCCUUAAUAAAAAAACUUCAUGUGCUUUGUUUUGAAAAGGUGUUCAAAAAUCCACACGAGGUUGUGACAGUGUUGCUGAUCCAAACCCUUGGCGCCAUGGUCCCCUCUAUCCCCGUGUGCCUGAGCGCCGCUGUGGAGAGGGCACCCCAGGAGCAGCGUUUAGACACCCUCCUGGAGCUCCAUCACACUGUUUCUACAUUCGGACAUAGCCUAGAAGCUGCCAUGCUGCCACAUCUAGGUCGGUGAAGGAACAAGCUGUGCAGAUGUUUCAGAUGGAGCUAUCCGAGUUGGUCCUUAAGUUUUGUGUUGUUGUUGCUUCCUCUUCAGGCGAGAAUAACCUGCUGAAGGUGAAUGAGCUGGUGUGUGCGCUGAAUGAUCCAUACAAACCUUAUCAGCUCCAGUAUGGAGACCUGGAGGAAGCUCACCUGCUUAUCCAGAUCAGUGCUGUACCCUUGGUUAGCGCCCACAUCCUCUUACACAUACUCAGUAUCUCUCUUUCAACCUUGCCACAGCUGUUGUUUUUGACUUUCUUGUUGAGUUCUUCUCUUUGGGUUUCUGCUCUCUUUAGGAACAUGGGGAGGUCAUUGAUUGUGUAGAAGAGUUGAGUCACUCUGUGGGGAAGUUGUUCGGCUUGGCUGGUGCUGCCGUGGACCGCUGUGUCAAACUGACUGACGGACUAGCUGUGUGUGGUCUCGUCAAAGCCCUCAAAGCCCUCUUCACCAAGUAAAGAUCAUCCAUCAUCAUAAUUUGCUUUAUUUUAGGUCGGUGCAGAUUUUAUCUAAGCUAAUUAACCCUGUGCUCUUUCCAGAUAUGUAUCUGACUUCUCCACAACACUACAGUCCAUCAGAAAAAAGUGUAAACUAGAAGAUACUGCAAGCUCAUCUGUUUUCCAGGAGGACUGGACAGCCUUCCAGAACUGUGUCAGGUUAAAACUCCUCUAUUACACCUCUGGAUACAGGUUAUUUUAAUGUUAAAUCAUAGAUGCCCUCUGAUAGCUAAAGAAACAAAGUGGACUCCUAUGUUAUCAGAUCCAUCCCAGGGCUUGACACUAACUUUUUUCACAAGGUGCACAUAUGCUUCUGAGUUCAAAAAUUAAGUAGCACACAAAGAAAUUUAGGGGCACAAUAAAAAUUGAUCAAAUAAUGUGUGUCUUAUUGGUCGACAUAAGUACUAUUAUUUGAAAUCAAUUUUAGGUCUUUUGGUCACAUGACAUGGAUGCUAUUGAAGAAAAUGUUCAAAAUUUGCCUUUAAAUUAAACACAAAAUUUUUUUAGAGGACAAAUUAGGAAAAUAAAAAGGUGUGUCUUAUUGUACGACCUUAGUACUAUUAUUUGAAAUCAAUGUUAGGUCAAUUGGUCACGUGACAUGGGGGCUAUUGAAGGAAAACAGCCUUUAUUGAGAACAUGAACCAGUAAUUUAUUGAUGGUCCCUUAUUCAACACCCGACAUUGACUGCAAGGGUGCCGAGUAGAUUUAAUGGCGCCCCUCUUGCCAUUCCCGGUUAUAGAGAGUGAGAAGACACUGGUAGAUCCGCAGUGAACGUGCAUCGAAUAUCCAACCUAAAACUAACUUCACUGCAGUAUUUACAUGAAAAAUCAUUUGUUGCCCUGGCGACCUUUUUUUUUAUGCACACAUGUGCCCCUUAAUCCAUUUUACAAUUCACACACAUCUAUUUUUGGUUGCACUGUCGAGCCCUGCAUCCCUAGGGUAGGGGUAUAAUCAAUUCAAAAGCUAUACUAAAAUCAAAAAGUAAUCAAAUCAUUUGUAUUGAUUGCAAAUCCCUUGCAUUUAUUAGUAGAGUUUAUAAAAUGAUGUGUUGCCCUACCUGUACACUUUUAUCCUUCCCUUCUGCUGCUGGAGGUCUUGACACACAUUAAAAAGUAAAACUGUAUAAUUAAAAAGUUCACAAAAACCUCAUAUUUAUCUGGUAUGAAUUCCUGCAUGUUUUAUAUCCCGAUAUGUCCUUAUAUUACAAAAUGUAAAAAUAUUAAAUUUUACUUUUGGUACCUAAGUGUGCAGGUGAACAUUGUUAGAAAUGUUUCCUGCGUUAGCACCACCAGCUUUCAGUCCUGCUUGCAGAUGACUGUCCAGAUGUCUGUGCUGAUUGUAUGACUAUUUGUUCAAUUGUUAGCUGGAAGCCAGUGCAGAGCUAUCAAAACCGGGAUAGUUCACCCCCUGCCACAUUCUUAAUAAGUUACAUUUGUUUGAUGGUCUUUUUAGGAAGAAAACACCACAGGAAUCCACCCUGCUUGAAGUAGUUAAACCCUCCUAUUGAACAGCAGUUAUGACUCAUCUGAAUAUGCUGUGAAACAAGUGGGACCUAAAUGUAACCGUUUUAUGAUGUGUUUUGCAGGAUAAUCGCCACUUGCGGUGAAUUGCUGAGACAAUGUGGAGCUUUUGAACAGCAGCUCUCAAACAAGUAAGAGAAAUAUUUGUUCUGUGUAAACUCCCUUUUGCCCUGAACAGUCAACAACACAUACGAUCAGACCGUAAAGGAUUUAAUGUUUACUCUGUACUCCUUUCAUCAGGAUUUUAGGAACAGCAGGAAAGUACUUGUCAGAAUCAUACAGCCCUCGCAGCCUCGCAGGCAUCCAGGAGGUGAGCUCCACUGAGAGGAAGAGCGCCACCAAGAACCCUUGGCAGGAAUACAACUAUCUUCAGAAGGGGAACAUGGCUGAAUACAACAGCUUGAUGGAGGUCCUCUACUCAUUAAAGGUAAGAGGCAGAGCUGCCUGAGAUGAAAAUUUAGUCAUGUUAAACUUCAAGUCUUUUUUUGAAGAACUCAGCAGCUGUUCUCAUGCAUCUCUUCUCUUGUCUGACAGGAGAAGGGUACAGGUAACUCCAGCCUGUUAGCCGAGCCCCGAGCAGCUCUGACCAGACUCAACCAGCAGGCCAACCAGCUGGCCUUCGACUCUGUCUUCCUGCAGAUCAAACACCAGCUCAUCCUCGUCUCCAAGAUGGAGGUGAUUAAGUGUCAAGUUUCCAUAUAAAUGGAUUUGAAUCCUCUUUGACACUGUUUGAGUGCACAGCAGAGAGCUUCUGGAUCGUCUGUGUGCAUUUGUGUCAGGCGUACUGUGUCUAUUUUAAUCGCAGCUCUUACUGUUUGAUCCAAGCCUUCUGUUUCUGCUCAGAGACAAGAGGAACCUGGUCUUGGGGAGAGCUACACAGAGGACCUGCCGACGUUCAGCCUCUCACCACAAGAAUACAUCACAAAUGUUGGUGACAGUUCAUUAAUAACUGAUAUGUUUCAAAUGAUUUAUGUACUUACUGCAUAAACAAAAUUCAACUUAUUACUCUGUAGCUCUCAGUUAUGCUUAUAUUGAACUUGAUGUCUGUGUUUUAGAUAGGACAGUACCUGAUGUCUCUGCCCCUUCACUUGGAGCCAUUUGUGACUCAGGAAGACCCGGCUCUAGAAAUGGCACUGCAUGCUGGAAAGCUACCUUUUCCUCCAGAGCAAGGUUCCUACACAGUCCUGUUAAUCUGAUUUUUUUUAUUUUUAUGUAAACCAUUUCUGCCUCACUUCUUUUCACUGUUUCUUUCAGUGCAUUUACAACCUCACUUCCAAAAUAGUUAGUACACUGUGUUGAACAUUGAUAAAAACGGAUUUUGAUGGUUUACAAAUUAUUCAAACUCUACAUUUAAUUGGAAAAUUGCAGAGACAGUAUAUGUUGCAAUAAAAAAAUUGAUUGAUGAAAAACUACGCUAAUUUUAAAUCCAAUGCCAGCAGCACAAAAUAAACUGCCAUCUAGGCAAAGUUCUUUUUUCAACCAGAGGCAGAAUUGUCAUUGGUGAGCGUGCUGGUAUACCAAAGUUCAGCUAAUUUCACCAGAGAGCUUAUAGAUGAUUCUCACCAUAUUUGGGAUGCUAACCCCACCUAACUUUCUGCCAACUUUCAGCCUCCAGCCCUCUUGCUAACAGCUGUAGUGUGCUGGCCUGGACUGUCAGUCAAAUCUGUGUCUAUCUCAGUUUCCCUAAUUAUGCAAAACUUAUAACCUUGACACCUUUAAACUAAUGAGUUAUAUUUUGAAGAAAACAAAGAAAAAAAUUUGGUCCACUUUGUAUUGAUAGAGCUGUGAGCCAUUAUGACCAAACUCUUUGGUGUGCCUGGCUGUAAAUAUGUUAACUUUUUCCAGUAAAUUUUGGCUCCUUGGAAUGGAUGUGUAUGUGGCUCCACGGCUUUUGGAACCAGCCCCAAGUGGACGCUAGUGGAACUGCAGUUUUUAACAUCUCUGAAUUUACUUGUAUCUCAAGACUGGAUGUCGCUGCUUGCUGAAGGGGCUGAACUGUGCAAUUUUUUUUAUAGAAAGUAGGAGCUACCAGAGCAAAAGUUAGUUGACACAUGCCCUCAUAUGGGAAAAGGGCUAAAGAUUGCUCUAACAUUGUACACAACUUGUCAUAAUUUAGAUAUAAAUUUAGUAUAAGCGGUAAAGUUUUUCUUUUUACAAAGUUAUGUAUGUGUCUAAGUUUUUUUCUUUCACUUGAAUGUGCUUAACACAAUUCACUGUUCUUAUUCCUCUAAAUACCAUCACCUGCCCUCUGUCUCAGGUGAUGACCUUCCAGAGCUGGACAACACAGCAGACUACUGGCUGGGCUCCAUUGCUAGGGCAACCAUGCAGACGUACUGUGACGCCAUCCUGCUCAUUCCUCAACUUAGCCCCCAUUCCACCAAACAGCUGGCCACAGAUAUCGGUAAAAAAACAGAAACAAUAUUUGAAAAAUUUGUUCUUGAUGGUAACAUGGAACAAUAUGACAAAAAUGUAAGUGAAGUUUAUAUGCAUAAAGCAGUGACUGUAUAUUAUGUGCAAAAAUCAAUCCAAAAUGACCUGCUGCAUACAGAGCCUAUUUGGUCACCAGAGCUGUCAAGUAAAACAUCAUCCCCCUUUUUUAGGAUCAAAUUACAAAUUAUUACUAGAUGUCUCAUAAAGAUAAACUCUUGCUCGCAAUUUAGCAUGGUGCAAACUAACAUUAUAAGCAGAAACUAUUUUUAAAAAAUGAUUUGCUGCGUAUUUUGAUUUUAUUGUUCGGCCUACACUGCAUCCGGAAAGUAUUCAUACCACUUCACUUUUUCCACAUUUUGUUAUGUUACAGCCUUAUUCCAAAAUGGAUUAAAUUCCUUUUUUCCCUUAACAAUUCUACACAAAAUACCCCAUAAUGACAAAUGGAAAAACCUUUUUUAGAGCAUUUUGCAAAUUUAUUAAAAAUAAGACACUCAAAUGUUGCACGUACAUAAGUAUUCACACCCUUUGCUAUAAAACUCAAAAUUGAGCUCAGGUGCAUCCUGUUUCCACUGAUCAGCUUUGAAAUGUUCUUCCAACUUGAUUGCAGUCCACCUGUGGCAAAUUCAGCUGAUUGGACAUGAUUUGGAAAGCCACACCUGUCUAUAUAAGAUCCCACAGCUGACAGAGCACGUCAGAGCACAAACCAAGCCAUGAAGUCGCAAGAAUUGUCUGUAGACCUCUGAAACAGGGUUGUAUCAGCGCACAGAUCUGGGGAAGGUUACAGAAAAAAAUCUGCUGCAUUGAAGAUCCCAAAAAGCACAGUGGUCUCCAUCAUUAAGAAAUUGAAGAUGUUUGGAACCACCAGGACUCUUCCUAGAGCUGGCCGCCCAGCCAAAAUGAGCAAGUGGGGGAGAAGGGCCUUGGUCAGGGAGGUGACUAAGAACCCGGUGGUCAGUCUGACAGAGCUCCAGCAUUCCUCUGAGGAGAUGGGAGAACCCUACAGAAGGACCACCAUCUCUGCAGCACUUCACCAGUCAGGCAUUUAUGGUAGAGUAGCCAGACAGAAGCCACUCCUCAGUAAAAAGCACAUGACAGCCCGCUUGGACUUUGCAAGAAGGCACCUGAAGGACUCACAGACCAGGAGAAACAAAAUUCUCUGGUCUGAUGAAACAAAGAUGGAACUCUUUGGCCUGAAUGCCAAGCGUCAUGUCUGGAGGAAACCAGGCACUGCUCACCACCUCGCCAAUACCAUCCCUACAGUGAAGCAUGGUGGUGGCAGCAUCAUGCUGUGGGGAUGUUUUUCAGCGGCAGGAACUGGGAGACUUGUCAGGAUCGAGGGAAAAAUGAAUGCAGCUAAGUACAUCGAAAUCCUUGAUGAAAACCUGCUCCAGAGCGCUCGGGACCUUCGACUGGGGCGACGCUUCAUCUUCCAGCAUGACAAUGACCCUAAGCACACGGCCAAGAAGACAAAGGAGUGGCUUCAGGACAAGUCUCUGAAUGUCCUUGAGUGGCCCAGCCAGAGCCCAGACUUGAACCCGAUUGAACAUCUUUGGAAGACCUGAAAGUAGCUGUGCACCGACGCUGCCCAUCCAACCUCACUGAGCUUGAGAGGAUGCGCAAGGAAGAAUGGGAAAAACUCCCCAAAUCCAGGUGUGCCAAGCUUGUUGCAUCAUACACAAGAAGACUGGAGGCUGUAAUCGCUGCCAAAGGUGCUUCGACCAAGUAUUGAGUAAAGGGUCUGAAUACUUAUGUAUAUGCAACAUUUGAGUGUCUUAUUUUUAAUAAAUUUGCAAAAUGUUCUGAAUAAAAGUUUUUCGCUUUGUCAUUAUGGGGUAUUUUGUGUAGAAUUUUUGACAGAAAAAGGAAAUUUAAUCCAUUUUGGAAUAAAGCUGUAAUAUAACAAAAUGUGGAAAAAGUGAAGUGGUAUAAAUACUUUCCGGAUGCACUGUAUAUCCUGUCUGUCAACAUGGAGCAGGCACAGUUAAUGACCUAUACCGUGGCCAGUCAGUAGGGGGAGCUCCAAAUGUUACUGUCAUAUCAUUAAUCUUUUUUUAUACAUUUGACUCCUGCUUCUUCUCCAUAGACUAUCUGAGUAACGUGAUGGACGCUCUGGGCCUGCAGCCAUCCCGAACCCUACAGCACAUCGUCACCCUGCUCAGGGCCAAACCAGAAGACUACAGACAGACCACCAAACUGCUGCCCCGCCGUCUGGCCUCCACCAUCGCUGCCCUCCGACUCAUCGACUACUAA